AUGGACGCCGUGAAGCACGGUUGUACUCGAGAGACCUUGAGCAAAGAAGGAAGCGACGUUGGACCGGGUAACCGGAUAGGUCAGGACGUCAAGGAUGAUGCCACCUCAAAGCAGCGGUUCUACAAGUGCACUUUCUGCAAGCGAGGGUUCACCAACGCACAAGCCCUAGGCGGCCACAUGAACAUACACCGGAAGGAUCGCAUGAAGCCAAGCCACAAGAUCAAAGCGCAACCGUCCUUCCGUGAUGGCGCAACAACUGCUUGUGACCAAACAGUGUGUAUGAACCACCAACAUGGUGCACAACCCAAUUAUUAUUAUUCAAUCAGGAAGUCACAGAGAAAUUAUCAAAAGGGUCUACUUGCUUCGCCAGCGACCCUGCUCAAGCACAAGGUGAAUUAUCUUCAAAGCUUUGACUUCGAAAUCCCGAGCUUGGCAGGCUUGAGUAGAGAGGGUGGAUGUUCGGGAGUGGACUUGAGCUUAAGUAUUGAUCAAUCGAGCGUGGAGAUCGGCCAGGUAAUGAGGAGCGAUGAGGACAGCGAAGAAGUUGAUUUGGAGCUUCGACUUGGUCGGUCUUGCUAUUGA
This is a messenger RNA of Syzygium oleosum, 582 nucleotides long. RefSeq names its product transcriptional regulator TAC1-like. The transcript has a single exon. The coding region runs from base 1 to 582 and encodes 193 amino acids. The record is from RefSeq and is a predicted model, not a curated record. Lineage: Eukaryota; Viridiplantae; Streptophyta; Magnoliopsida; Myrtales; Myrtaceae.